GGUUAUGAAUAAAAUGCUGAAACAGAUAAGGUUAUAUAUCUUCUUUUGGAGGCAUUGAAACUCUGCAAUUCAAUUCUUCACUGAAUGAAGUGCCUUGUAGUGAGCUCUGCUUUCUCACCGUGCACCACCAUGAGCACAAGAUUUAUAAGCUACAGCCACAACUUGAUUUUUCAUACUCUGGGAUCUGGAUCUAGCUGGAAGGGAUGGGCGAAAUCUGGAUGCUGUGGAGCUGGUGAAUUUGGAACUGGAGAUGUAGAAUUUUCAGAAGGUUUGCCAGAGAAAAAACAUAAUGGUUCUUUUAGGGGAAUAGAUGGCUCAAACCUGUCAUUUGGAACAGUUGAUGCUGAAAUAACUCAGGAAACAGCAGAUUUCUUUGUCAGUGAUGCAGAAGGUGAUCCGGACCGCCCUUCAGAAGGUUAUUCGUCUAUUGGCGAAGCUACAGAUGCUUUAAAACAAGGAAAGUUUGUGAUUGCUGUAGAUGAUGAGAAUGGUGAGCAAGGAGAUCUUAUAAUGGCAGCAGCUCUGACAAACACCAAGAGUAUUGCUUUCAUCAUUAAGCAUGGAUCUGGCAUUGUAUCAGUGGGAAUGAAAGAGGAGGACCUGGAGAGACUUCUGAUUCCAUUAUUGUCUCCCAUUACUGAAGUUGAGAGCCUAUCUGCUGCAGCUUCCACAGUCACAGUGGACGCGAGAAUCGGCACUUCAAGUGGAGUAUCAGCCGAAGACAGAGCAAGAACAAUUGUUGAGCUUUCGUCUCCCGACUCUAAGCCAGGAGAUUUCAGAAGACCUGGUCAUGUCUUUCCUCUCAAGUACAGAAAAGGUGGCGUUCUGAAGAGAGCUGGCCAUACUGAAGCUUCAGUUGAUCUGGUAAUAUUAGCAGGGUUACGCCCUGUGUCAGUGCUGUCCGCCAUUGUUGAUCCUGAUGAUGGUUCCAUGGCAAAGCUCUCAUUUUUGAAGAAAUUUGCAGAGGAAUAUGAUCUACCAAUUAUAUCAAUCACUGAUCUUAUAAGGUACAGAAGAAAGAGGGAGAAACUAGUAGAGAAAAUUGCAGUCUCUCGCCUGCCUACCAAAUGGGGCUUGUUUCAGGCUUACUGUUACAGAUCAAAGUUAGAUGGUACAGAGCAUAUUGCUGUUGUCAAGGGUGAUAUUGGAGAUGGGCAGGAUGUUCUUGUCAGAGUCCACUCCGAAUGCCUCACAGGAGACAUACUUGGCUCAGCUCGAUGUGACUGUGGGAAUCAGCUCGAUCUAGCGAUGCAAUUAAUAGAACAGACAGGCCGAGGUGUUCUUGUUUAUCUUCGAGGCCAUGAAGGCAGAGGCAUCGGACUUGGUCCCAAGCUUCGCGCCUAUAACUUGCAGGACCUCGGCCAUGAUACUGUUCAAGCUAAUCUGGAGCUUGGCUUGGCUGUUGAUUCCAGAGAGUAUGGAUUUGGCGCACAGAUACUAAGGGAUAUUGGUGUCAGAACGAUGCGAUUAAUGACAAACAAUCCGGCUAAGUUUAUUGGGCUCAAGGGUUAUGGGCUUGCAGUCAUAGGUAGGAUUCCAGUUAUCACUCCCAUUACCAAGGAAAAUCAAAGAUAUUUGGAGACGAAGCGCAUCAAGAUGGGCCACGUGUAUGGUUCUGAUCUACCAGGGAGUAAUCCAGGAUUUUCGGAGCCUGGCAUUGAAAAUAAUUCAGAUUUCUCCAACCAGUAAUUGACAGAUGGCACCCAUUCUUUGUCAUAAUUGGUUAGAUGAUUUCUUCAUUUGAGUA
Messenger RNA from Dendrobium catenatum, 1747 nucleotides. Its product is annotated as probable monofunctional riboflavin biosynthesis protein RIBA 3, chloroplastic. The coding region runs from base 85 to 1689 and encodes 534 amino acids. Gene Ontology annotation, cellular component: cytosol. The record is from RefSeq and is a predicted model, not a curated record. Lineage: Eukaryota; Viridiplantae; Streptophyta; Magnoliopsida; Asparagales; Orchidaceae. Gene Ontology annotation, molecular function: 3,4-dihydroxy-2-butanone-4-phosphate synthase activity; GTP cyclohydrolase II activity. Gene Ontology annotation, biological process: riboflavin biosynthetic process. The transcript is spliced from 7 exons.